GGAGCUGAAGUUUUGACCGACUGAACCAGAAACCUGCGUCUCUGCGCUCUGCGGCCCCAGAGCCUCCUUGUUUACAUACCGCGCUCCUGCAGAUGAAAGAGGAGCCGGCGCCUCCUUCCAUCUGGUUCAGACAUGUCGGCAAACCGGCCGUCCUCGCCGCAGGGUCCAAACACCAAAACAAAGCCUGCGCUUGGGUAACCGCUGCGUUUUAACCCUUUAAUGUCCGCCUUCCGCCGUGCAGGCUGCAGAGCUGAGGAUGCAAACGUAGCUGCAGCGGUUCGCCGUCCCCCUGCGGCUGCUCACACACUCAUGUGUUUCCUAUUGAGGCUGCAUGGAGCAGCAGCUGCAGCAAUCAGCAGCCAUGUGUGCCGCAGUCCUGCAGAAUAUUUUUAGUCUCACAAUGUUUAUUUUUAGGGCCAACAAAUUGGGAUCUGCAAAUAACACUUGUUGGAGCGGAAGGUGGGACAUUUAGACGGAUGGAGUAAAGCAGGAUCCUUUAAGCCUGGUUUUGGUUUUAAAGCUGGAUUUAGCUCUAAUUUAAUCGCGGCUGUUAAUCCAAACACAGGAAUGAUGCUUUUAAACAGACUAAGAACCAUAUAAAGUGUCAAAAUGCUAUUUUUUUCAUGCAAUAUCCUGACUCUGCUUCUGGGAAACAUUUAUUCCUUAAUAUUUAGAUCAUAUUAUGUUCUGUGGUCCUUAAAUCUGAUAAAACUUUCUUUCCACUGCGGCCGUCUGCCGUCACCGCUCCGACCUGCUGAUGGAAAACCAGCGUUCCCAGGCCCAAUCUGAAAGGCCUGUGGUCACGCUCACUACCAUGGCAACAUGCCGGCGCUCCGGUUGCUCUUUUAGACCAGUUUAUGUCGACUAACUUUUCAUUUUAAAGCAAAUCAAGUCCAUUUAGGAGAAGGAGAUGCUUCCUGCUGCGCUGAUCACAAUAAUAUGCAAAGAUUAGACACUAGGAAAUGAAAGUGAUUGUUUUGGGUCUGGUUGUGUCUAUCAUUAGGGAACAAUUGAAAGGUUUUUAUGAGGAAAUCCAUCACAUUUCUGUUAAGAGUGAAUAUUUUGGUGCUUUCCUGGUCUUGAAGUCAGUAGCUGAGCUCCGCCUGCCCACCAUCCGUGUUUCAGUGGCUUUUGUGUGUAAAUGCUCGUGCAGGUGUGCUUGUGUUUCAUAAGUCAAAGAGUCGUAGUCCUCCUAACCGGCGAGGAGAAAGCAGAAAUGAGGCCAGGACGGCGUUGAGGCGCAACGCAGCUUCCUGACUCUAGCAGCCGUUAUGAAAGCCGGCCCGAACGGCUCCAGCUGGAGCAGCGAGCGGGAGCGGCUGUUUGGAGGGAACGUCCAGAGCGCCGCGCCGCCGUCGCUCUCCGCCUCCUUCUCCACGGUGACCACCUCCAUCGACGGAGUCAGCUUCUCUGAGGGAGACCUGCUGCUGCAGGCGCUGAACGGCUUCGUGUUGGUGGUGACGGCUGAAGGUUACGUCUUCUACACGUCGCCCACCAUCCAGGACUUCCUGGGCUUCCACCAGUCGGACGUCGUCCAUCAGAGCGUGUUUGAGCUGAUCCACGCAGACGACCGCGCGCUCUUCAGACGCCAGCUUCACUUCUCCUUCGACUCCGACACAGACGGAUCCGAGAGUCCCAGUGAGCAGAACAGCGCUGACAUCAGCACCAACGUGGUGGCCUACGACCUCCAGACCAUCCCUCCUGAGAACUCGUCCUUCCUGGAGAGAAACUUCUGCUGUCGUUUCCGCUGCCUGCUGGACAACUCGUCUGGCUUCCUGGCUCUGAACUUCCGCGGCCGGCUCAAGUUCCUCCACGGUCAGAACCGGGUGUCUGAGAACGGGUCGCUGGUUUCACCUCAGCUGGCUCUGUUCGCCAUCGCAACGCCGCUGCAGCAGCCGUCCAUCCUGGAGAUCCGCACUAAGACGCUCAUCUUCCAGACCAAACACAAGCUGGACUUCACGCCCAUCGGCAUCGAUGGCAGAGGGAAGAUCAUUCUGGGCUACAACGAGGUGGAGAUCAGCAUGAAGGGUUCAGGCUACAGCUUCAUCCACGCCGCCGACAUGAUGUACUGCGCCGACAAGCAUCUACGAAUGAUCAGAACCGGAGAAACUGGCUUCACCUUCUUCAGACUGCUGGCCAAAGAUCGGCGCUGGGUCUGGGUCCAGGCCAACGCCCGGCUGCUCUAUAAGGACGGGCGGCCAGAGUUCAUCGUGGCGCGGCAGCGAGCGUUGACGAACGAGGAGGGGGAGGAGCAGCUGCGCCUGCGCCAGCUGCAGCUGCCCUUCAACUUCGCCACCGGCGAGGCGCAGCUGUACGAUCUGCCGCUGAGCCUGGAGAACCUGGACGUGCCGGACCUCUGCUCCGCGCCCAAACUCCGGAAGAUGGAGGGAGAACCCAGCAACUCCAACUCCCUGCUGGACUGCCUGCGGAGCCAGGGCCGCGCGGCCUACUGCAAGCACGAGAACCCCAACGGCAUCAGCUCGCUGAGCGACGUGGUGUUCCAGGACACGCACGCCACCGUCAGCAUCCCCCAGGAGCUGCAGGCGGAGCCGGCGGCCGGCGUGCCGCUGCUGCGCAUGGACCCCACCAUCCAGGACAUGGUGGAGACGCUGGAGCAGCUGUUCGGCGAAGCGGACCUGAUCGAGGCGGUGGACGUCGGGCCGGAGGAGCUGCAGAGCUGGGAGAACUCUCUGAUGAACUUCACCGCCGGCAACCAGGUGUUCCAGGACGACAUGAACGACCUGCUGAGCAGCGACAUCCUGACCUACGUGGCAGAGCAGCUGCAGAGCGAGGGCGGCCUGGACAAGAUCCAGAACCGCAACCCGGAGCUGGCCGGGCAGCAGGACUUCAGCUGGCCCGUCCAGAAUCAGAACCAGAUCCAGAACCAGAUCCAGAACCAGAUCCAGCCGCCGCUCUCUGGGUCAGCCAAGCUCAGCCACCUGGACUUCCCUCCCAUGACUUCUGCUGGGCUCAACGGCCUGCAGGUUCCGGUUCCGUCUUCCCUUCAGCUGGGCAGCUCCUCAAACAUGACCUUUAACCCUUCGUGUCAUCAGCACCAGGUUUUUAAAAGCAGCCCUACAGAGUUAACGGACCCGGACCAGAACCCAGUGUUUAUCUUUAAAGGCGCCCAGUGGGGCGAGUCCGGCCCAGCCCAGAACUUUGUAGAACCCUACGCCCCGAAUAUUUCAAGCGGCGCCAACAUUCAGCCGCCGCUGUCCGGGUUCCAGCCCAACCCCACCAUCCAGAACGCCUUCAGAACCCCCGAGCCCGGCCUGUUCCCCAACCAGCUGGACUGCAUGUUCAGAACCGCCGCCGCGCCGCUGCCCAACGGCGUCCUUCACGGCCAGGCCAGAACCGACCCGGACUUCUUCCACAUGCCGGCCAAGGCCACCUGCUGCUACCAGGCGCUGCCUGCGGGCGGCGCUGUGGCGGCGGCGCUGCCAUCGCAUAAGGAGGCGGCGCUGACCUACCAGGUCAAGUCCAACGGCCAGACGAUGCAGCAACACUUUCUACACUUCAGUGACAACACACAGAUGGACAACCGUCCCAUCGUUGGGAACGGAGGAUUCCCCUUCACCUUGCUGCCCAACGGGAAAACCUGCCUGACAGAGAACAAAUAGGACCGCCGAGACGCCUGGACUCCAACCCGGACUGAGACUCGGACUCAUCCGUGGAAAACCGUAAAGACUGGAACGACUAACGAGGGUUAGACUGAAGAACGGGCGAAGGACAAGUUCAGCUUUGGUUUGGUGGUGUUGGUUCGAGAAGACAAUCAGGACUGGGGAAAUAUCUCCUCUUUUAUAGGACCUAUUAAGCAAUUUGGAUGAUUUUAUUGUAAUACUUCCUCAUAUAGGAAUCAGGAGUUUUCAAAUUAACCAUAAAAAAGGAAGAAAAAUGUUUUGAGUCAUUUUUCCUUCACAUUUAACGGUGAGAAGCAGCAGAAAGUCGUGUGGAGUGUUCAUAAAGCAUUAAAAACAUUUAUUUAAAACACUUUUUAUCGCACACAGGCAGUUUGAGGAGGUUGGAAGUGAAUUUAAGUAAAACGGGACAGAAUGUGAGCUGUUCGGUUCACCACUAGGGGGCAGCAGUUACAAACCUGAGUGAUUCUUAAUCUAAACGACUUCAACGCCUAGAGGCCGGAGGUGGUAUUGCGCUCACACCCAUUUGUUGCUCAGUUUAUUCCCAUUUUUUAAAAAAAGAAAACGACGAGAACACUGAACCAGCCGCGAGUUUUUCCCGCUGUCGUGUUCAGCGCACAAAUGUUCCGCUCCGACCCGAACGCCGCGCCGGGUCGACGGUCGCUGUUUCGUUGUUUGGUUGCUGUUCUAAUCCGUCUCCAUUGAGUUCAUUUCAACUGUGCCGCAGCGGGGAAGGUUUGCUUUGCAAGCAGACAGGGUAUAACAUAAAACCAUGAACGUAAACGCACAGCAGAGUGACGUCAUCAUCCUACUACGAGCCUGGAAGUCGAGUCGAUUCAGUGAAAUCAGCUGCUUGUUUGUAUUUUUUAAAGCUUUGUCUCUGAGCCAGAUCUUUCUCUUCCUUUCAUUUUAGUUUAUUUUAUUUGUUUCUUCUGAUGUUUUGCUCUUUUCUUGUCAGGGGGUUAAAAUACAGACGGUGCCUUAAACUGAUGGAGCUUUAAAAAGAAAAAAAAAAGGGAAAAUAUUGUAAAAUUGACCAAAUUUACUUUAUUAGUUUAAAGCCAAACUUUGAGAUUUGUUUCACUUUAAGGUGUUUGAUUUGCCAAAACACAGAAACGCUUAGGAUUAGAUUCCUGGAGCCACUUUAUGAAACUAAACAGGCACAAAUUAAAACUUUAGCACUUAAUUUUUAAAGAGUAACUCUCGCUGCGCUGUUUGCACUAGAUUUAAAGAUAAAAGUUUAUUUUAGCAAGGCUCACAUCCUCCUCUGUGUCUCCACAACCUUAAACCCGUCCAGCAGCAAAACACAGAAGUAAGACAGUGUAAGGCAGCUAAUGUAUAUAUGAAAUAAGGAAAAUAAAUGGAAAAUCAUUCAUAGAUGCCUUUUAAUUGACCUAGUUUUAACAGUUCAGCCCAAACUGAGCCAACUUUAGUAGCGCUUCUUCCAGAAUAAGAAAAACGAAUCGUUUUCAUCAGAUUUUAGAGGAAACAGACUUGAAUGAAACCAAACUUUUGUAACCAAAGCCAUGUAAGAAGCUUUAGUCCUGAGGAUACCAAAGGGAAUGUAACGUAAUUAACAUUUUCCGUAACGUUCAUUUGUUUGUGGUUUAAACAUUUUUAACCACAAACACGCUCAGGUCUCACCGCGACGUUUAUCCGACCUGCUCCAGGUUUCCUGUUGGUUUAAAUGUUUUGCACAAGUCAGACAUGGAACUCUGGGAAAUGUAGUUGUCCUGCAUUCAGCAGAUUUUACUGGAGAGCUUCUGGAAAUGAAUGAAACUCCCUGAACGUUUCCUCAUGGAGCCGAACGUCGGUGACGUCUGGAGCUCAGAUUCAGUUAGAAAUCCAAACCCAGCAUGAAGCGCUUCAUCCUCAGUCAGUGCCUUUGUUUCAUAAAGUAUUCUAUGUAUAGAGAUAUAAAUAUAUAUUGUUACUCGCUCUUACACUAUGAAAAGUCUUUAAUAUUUGACCUAUAUGCUUCAAACCUAAGGAAGCCUCCAUUAUGCAGUAUCUAUCUGUGUUUGUACAUACAUUCAUAUGUGUAAUCUGUCUUAUCCUCCUGAGACCCAGCAAUACAUUUUUGUCCUCUGUGGAGGACAUAGGUUUUUUUGUUCAUAACUCUGAAACCAUACAUGCCACUGUGUUAAAUCCUGUUGGUCCUUAGAGAGGACAUCCUGGGCCUCGAAAUGUGUUCAUAUUUGCCACGAGAGAGUCCCGAUGUCCUCUCCAAAGGACAUACUGUAAAAAAUAAAUAAAAACAUGUUUUGAAACUUUUCAAUUGUAGUGAUGUUUUUUCACUCCAAAGAGUCAUGUAGUGGAAAAAACAAAAUUCAAAAACUUUUUUUUUUCUGGGUCUCAGGAGGAUAUAUCCUGUAUUGUAAUAAUUAUUGCCUUUAUUUGACCUUCUGUUAUUUUGAAUAUUUUCUGCACAGCUCAUAUGUAACCUCCUGCUCUCGUGUAUUUUUGUCUUUCUGCUUCGUUGUGUCUCAAUAUUUGACCUUUAAAUCUGUAUCUGAGUGUUUGAGUCAGACUGUAAAUCUCCGACAUAUUAAAGGUGAUCUGAUCACUGCA
Messenger RNA from Xiphophorus maculatus (southern platyfish), 6209 nucleotides. RefSeq names its product aryl hydrocarbon receptor-like. The record is from RefSeq and is a predicted model, not a curated record. The transcript is spliced from 10 exons. Gene Ontology annotation, cellular component: aryl hydrocarbon receptor complex; nucleus. Bases 1272 to 3620 code for a protein of 782 amino acids. Gene Ontology annotation, molecular function: transcription cis-regulatory region binding; nuclear receptor activity; protein dimerization activity. Lineage: Eukaryota; Metazoa; Chordata; Actinopteri; Cyprinodontiformes; Poeciliidae. Gene Ontology annotation, biological process: regulation of transcription by RNA polymerase II.